CCCCUCUCUUGGUCCCUUGUCCUAAGUUCGCCACUGACUGAUUUGAUUUCCUUUGUUUCGUACCCAACGCUCUUAUUUCCUUCCUUUCCGGACUCCCGCUCGCUCGCUCGUCAUGAGCUCGCAGCGUUAUCAACGGGUGAACGCCCAUGAUGAAGACGAUGAUACACCCCAGUCACACUCCGCCAUUCCUCUACGACUCAACCCGACGCCUUCCUCCCCGCCUCCCUCAUUCCACUCUCGCUCCUCCUCCCCGUCAUCGAGGCGACUCCUCCACGAUGAAUCCCACAGAGACCAUGCCGACCAGACCUUGGCCGAUGCCUUUGGCGAUGACGGCGAAUCCGAGUCCGAUGAAGAGCCAGACGAUCGCCAGCGGUUAAUGCGGGCUCAGCCGGAAUCCCGUCCGGUGGCGGAUAGCAGCGGCGCCGCGACUGCAUCUUCGUCGUCGAGCGGCAUAGAGCAACCGUCGGGCGAAUCGCGCAGCGGAGGCAUGCCCCGAAGACAAACGAUCCUACCGUCAUUCAGCACCCCCAGCUCGGGAGCGGGCCGGGCGAUCAGUUCGGCGAACGAUGGUGUCUUUGCAAACCUGGCGGCUAAGCCGGAGCGCGGGGAGAAGAACGAGGAUUUGCCUCCGUCCUACGAAGAAGCCGCUGCGGAUGCUACACCCCCGUACUGGGAGACCACGAUUCUGGCACCGGGUAUUUCAUCGGAUGAGGUGUUUGUGGAUGGGCUGCCGGUUGGCUCUAUCUUUUCGUUUGUCUGGAAUGCGAUGAUCUCCAUGUCGUUCCAACUGGUCGGAUUCCUUUUGACCUAUUUGCUUCACACGACACACGCCGCCAAGAAUGGCAGCCGGGCUGGUCUCGGCCUCACACUGGUGCAGUACGGCUUUUAUAUGAAAGGCGGCAGUGAUUCGAAGGGCUCGGAUGAAGGGGGCGCUGAUUACGUGACACCGCCGGACCCGAACAGUCAUAGCUUCGACCCGAACAAUGUGGAUGGAGGUGCAGGGGGUGAUGGCGGGGGUGCGGCGUCCUCGAUCACCACGAGCGAAUGGAUUUCAUAUGUGCUGAUGAUUGUCGGGUGGUUCAUUCUGAUCCGGGCCAUCAGCGACUUCCUACGGGCGCGCCGCCACGAGCAGCUGGUGUUGCAGAGUCCGGAGCGAGGGCUCAGCGUUCCGGUCAUUGCGGAAGGCGAGCGAUCGGAGACGGUUGUCUAGGAUUGGGUUUGGUCUUGGUCUCGGUAUUCACUUGGAGCCUGGAGUUUUGCUUUCUUCCGGGGUUUCUAUUUUUAAUCGGCCCUGGAUCCAUUUGUAGGAUGAAUGGGAGCCUGUUGAGCAUUGGUAGCCUUCGAUGACCGGGUUAUUCCUCUCUUUUCCUUUCCUUUUCUCUUUUUCUAUCCUGUGGUUGGUGCCAGCUAUUGCACGAGUUACUCGACCUGUAGCUUAGAAUACCUUGUUAUAUUGUUGGCGAGAUACCUUGGGAAGUUAUCAAUUGAAUACUACAUCUUCUGGUCACCUUCUGGCGUGCUGGUGGCCAAUUGGGCGCC
Messenger RNA from Aspergillus ibericus CBS 121593, 1539 nucleotides. Its product is annotated as metal homeostatis BSD2 family protein. Gene Ontology annotation, cellular component: perinuclear region of cytoplasm; Golgi apparatus; endoplasmic reticulum. The record is from RefSeq and is a predicted model, not a curated record. Gene Ontology annotation, biological process: metal ion transport; vacuolar transport; positive regulation of protein ubiquitination. The coding region runs from base 113 to 1210 and encodes 365 amino acids. The transcript has 3 exons. Lineage: Eukaryota; Fungi; Ascomycota; Eurotiomycetes; Eurotiales; Aspergillaceae.